CCCCUGCCUGCUGCUGUUGGUAUUGCACUGCUGUUGUCAACUCGAACUCACAUAUUACACCGUGGGCGCAGUCCUCCGGUUCCGCAGGUCUGGUACAUUAUCCACCGGGUAUCCUCACCGUCGAAUUUCGGCAACAGUUCGGUGCGGACGGGGAGCUAGCUAUGUCUUCGAUUUUCGAGGCCUACGACGAGGAGUUCUUGGCUCUCACCCACGACAUCGGCAACAACAUCAGCCACCUGAACACCUACGAGACGGACGCUGGGAAAAAACGAACGCAGUUGACGCACGUCGAUGCCCUCGUGGGGCAGGCCGGGGAUCUGCUUAAGCAGAUGGAGAUCGAAGUCCGCAGCACGCAGGAUGCCGCAACCAAGAAAGAGCUGCAGGGCAAGAUCGCCAGCUACAAGAAGACGCUGCAGUCUUUGCGAGGGGACUACCAGCGGGCUGUCGACAAGCAAGAGCGGGAGGGGCUUCUGGGAGGGAGAGAGGCGGCGUUCGCGCAGGGCGGCGCCUCGCAGGAGCAGCGGGAUCGUCUGCUGCAAACAACCGACCGCUUGGACGGGCAGAGUCGGCGAUUAGAGGAAAGCAAGAGAACCAUGAUGGAGAUUGAGGACACCGCGAUGGAAAUCACGACGGAGCUGGGACGGAACCGAGAAAAGAUCGGAGAGGUGCACGACAAGGUGCGGGAGACGAAAUCAAACCUAGACGAGGGCAAGGGCAUCCUCGACAAGAUGAACGGCUGGUUCCGCAAUCUGUAAACGUUCACGAACCGUCGUGCCGAACCGCGCCGCGCCGCGCCGCGCCGCGCCGCGCCGCUGAACCGACCUGUAUUCGGGUGCGAAUCAUUAUCUGCUGGGAUUUGUUGGCGUCGCCCUUUGCGCCGGUUGUAAAUAUCUUGGUGGUGCGACCUCCCUUACGGCUUGUUCCGCCGAGAAGGUCGAUGUGCAGUGUGAUGUUUCCGUAGAUUUUUCGAAUCUCACUCUUUUGGGGGUUGCUGUAGAUCUGCGAACGUUUCCCGAAAGAGUUGAUACGUAUAAAAUUCUUCUUUUUUUUUUACGUUUCACAGAUUGCGCCUGCGCAGCAUUCUUCUACCUGCCUAUGUUUUUGUGUCAGCUUCUCGCGCGCUUUCCGCGCAGCCUGUGCAAGCAAUACGCACUAGCCUUUGCUUGGAGGACUUGAGAGUGAUACCCUAUUUUGUUUUGUCCAAGGAAAAAGCGUUGUGGUUUUAUGUAGGCGGAAAACCAAGCUUGAAGGUUUUACCCUCUUCAAGUACGGUCGUUUAUCGCAAAUGUGUUUUAUUUGCUGUUUUAACACACCCCUCAAUAGAUGUCAUGGGGUGUUUUGUUCUGUGCAUUCUGGUUGGCUCUGGUAAGUAAACUUAAGUACAUGUGUUCGACACAGCGCCACAAUUUUAGGUAUUGAGCCCCAUGUAACAGUGGUUAGCUUUCGAGAGUACGUCCCUGAGUUAGGUUGUUGUUGCACAGCCUCCCUUCCGACCGAGGGCGAACAACAUGUGCUUUGUUUCGACUUGCCUCGCUGUUGCCAGCCGAGCUUAAGUGAGCUGAGCAAUGACGGCGCCUGAUUGGCUCGCUUUUGCUGAAUGUGCAGUCCAUGGCAUCGGCCCCUGAAGAAAUCUUGGGGGUGCGUGUGACGUUUGUUGGAGUUUGAUAGUCACGCCGUCCUGCUACAAAGCCUUGCCCGAAAAGGUGGGCAGAUCGUCACGUAUAUCUGUGUUGGAGUGUUGGUUGUCGUGGCUUUAUGCCCUCUAAGGACAUUACCGUGAGGUUGGAU
Molecule: messenger RNA, 1788 nt
Organism: Ectocarpus sp. CCAP 1310/34
Lineage: Eukaryota; Phaeophyceae; Ectocarpales; Ectocarpaceae
Source: the annotation of a GenBank genome assembly